UCAGCAAUCUGCUUGUCAUUCACUCUUUAACGCUCUAGUGACAAAGAUUCUCUGUGUGUAGGGAUGGUGAUGGAUAUCAGGACACGCGGGAUAACUGCCCUGAAGUGCCCAACAGUUCUCAGCUGGACUCAGAUAAUGAUGGCAUCGGGGACGAGUGUGAUGAUGAUGAUGAUAAUGAUGGAAUUCCAGAUAUCCUUCCUCCCGGCCCAGAUAACUGCAGACUUGUUCCCAACCCCAGUCAAAAAGAUACUGAUGCCAAUGGAGUUGGUGACAUGUGUGAGACAGACUUUGACAAUGAUAAGGUGACUGACUUGUUGGAUGCGUGCCCUGAAAGUGCAGAGGUCACUUUGACAGAUUUCAGGGCAUUCCAGAUAGUCAUUCUCGACCCAGAAGGAGAUGCUCAGAUCGACCCCAAUUGGGUGGUACUAAAUAAGGGAAUGGAGAUUGUGCAGACCAUGAACAGCGACCCUGGUUUGGCUGUGGGCUACACGGCAUUUAAUGGUGUCGAUUUUGAGGGAACAAUCCAUGUGAACACAGCCACUGAUGAUGAUUACUUGGGCUUCAUCUUUGGCUAUCAGGACUCUUCAAGCUUCUAUGUAGUGAUGUGGAAACAGACAGAACAGACGUAUUGGCAGAAUUUACCUUUCAAAGCCUCAGCUCAGCCUGGAAUACAGCUUAAGGCAGUGAAGUCUCGUACAGGUCCUGGUGAGUAUCUGCGUAAUGCCCUGUGGCACACAGGAGACACACCAGGGGAAGUUACUUUGCUCUGGAAGGACCCAAGAAAUGUGGGCUGGAAGGACAGAACGUCCUAUCGCUGGCACCUCACUCACCGCCCACAGGUGGGCUACAUACGAUUAAGAUUGUAUGAAGGUACAGCCCUAGUGGCAGAUUCAGGAGUCGUGAUAGACACAACUAUGAGAGGAGGGCGGCUGGGCGUCUUCUGCUUCUCUCAGGAGAACGUCAUAUGGUCUAAUCUCGGCUAUAGAUGCAAUGGAACUCCUCCAUGCUCCUCAUCAGCCCAGUCUUGA
Messenger RNA from Sinocyclocheilus grahami, 1028 nucleotides. Its product is annotated as thrombospondin-3b-like. Gene Ontology annotation, biological process: cell adhesion. Bases 273 to 1028 code for a protein of 251 amino acids. The record is from RefSeq and is a predicted model, not a curated record. Gene Ontology annotation, cellular component: extracellular region. Gene Ontology annotation, molecular function: calcium ion binding. Lineage: Eukaryota; Metazoa; Chordata; Actinopteri; Cypriniformes; Cyprinidae. The transcript has 7 exons.